GACGAUCGUGCGCUCGAUUUCGGGUGAUUUCGGUUAAUUUCGGUUAAUAUCGAAAGACCUUCUGAAUCGCGCCGAUCACGCUACCCGCUCGUUCACCGGUAUCACCAUCUUGUUUGUUUCGUCAACGGUAGGACGCGCAAAAUAUCCAACGGUACCGCGAAAAAUCACUUUACUCGUGGAAUUACAGGAAAUUAUAUCUUGAGUUCGUACAUCUACUCACGUAUACCCAUCGUAAUAAUAUACAAUCGAUAAACUGAAUAUGUCUCACGGUGGUAGAAACGAAUGUAGGAUUUACGUGGGUAAUUUGCCACCAGAUAUACGAACGAAAGAUAUCCAAGAUCUUUUCUACAAAUUUGGUAAAGUAACAUUUGUUGACUUGAAAAAUCGUCGGGGACCGCCGUUCGCUUUCGUCGAAUUUGACGAUCCAAGAGAUGCAGAAGAUGCAGUGCAUGCAAGGGAUGGUUACGACUACGAUGGUUAUAGAUUAAGGGUUGAAUUUCCAAGAGGUGGUGGUCCUAGCAACAAUUUUCGCGGUGGACGUGGAGCAGGUGACAGUGGCAGAGGUGGCCGUGGUGAAAUGAGCAAUUCUCGUGGUCGUGGUCCGCCUGCACGACGGUCUCAAUAUAGAGUAUUGGUUACUGGUUUACCACCAUCUGGAAGCUGGCAAGAUCUCAAAGAUCAUAUGCGCGAAGCCGGUGAUGUGUGCUUCGCGGACGUUUAUAAAGAUGGUACCGGUGUCGUUGAGUUUCUGAGACAUGAUGACAUGAAGUAUGCUGUGAAGAAGUUAGACGACUCACGAUUUAGAUCACAUGAGGGUGAGGUAGCCUACAUUCGAGUAAAAGAAGACCAUAGCAGUGGCGAUAGAGGACGCAGUGAAGACAGAGAGAGGGGCCGUACUCGUUCCCGAAGCUAUAGCCCACGACGUCGUGGUUCUCCCACUUACUCGCCAUUACGGCGUAAUUACUCGCGAUCAAGAUCUCGCUCCAGAUCUCGUUCAUACGACUAGUGUGUACGUAUGUGUUUCACAUGGUAAUAUAAGUGAGGGUUUACACUGAUAUUUGCUUUUACCAUGUUUCAUUAUUAUUGCUGAUUUGAAUUUUACUCGAGGACAUCCUCCGAUCCAAACAGGUCCUGCAAGAAGUUCAAAUUGAUUCAAUAACUGUAUCGUACUGUAUAUUUGAUGUAUAGAACUAGAGCACGAUUCACAUUUCCGAUACAUGUAUUACGAUUAUUCUUUAAGUUUUUCAUUUCCAAAGUAUACUUAUUAUUCGGUCAAAGAAAUUGGUUUCACGAAUUCAGUUUUCAGUUUAAUAAAAGUUUAAUAACGUUGGCCUUUUAAAAUUGAUUACCUGUGGUAUAAAAGAGAACUGUGUUGAGCCUUAUCCUUACAAAAAAAUGAAAUCGUGCUCACGACCAUAUUUAUCAUGUUUAUUAUCCAAAAAAGUGUUAGAGUUACUUUCAUAUUUAAAGAUACAUUCCUCCAUAUUUGGCAACUUGUUUUGUCAUCACUACAACCUGUGAAAUGUGUAACAAUUUUGAAGUAUUGUUCACGAGACUUGUCAUUGACAACUGUAUUGUGACUAUUUUUAAUUGACAAUAACUCAUCCAAUUCUAACAACGGCGGCUACUUUGUCACAUUGAAGUCAGUGUGUAUUUUAUCGAGCACAUUGACACUCGAAUCCUGAUGUUUGCGUUUGGAUAUACUUUGCAUAGUAAAAUAUUAAAUUUUAAAGAUUGCCUAACGAACGUUUUCACUAUAGUCUUUCAUAAUACGUACUAUAAUGUACGUGUUUACAUUGCUACAAUGCUCUUUUUUUAAUCAAGAUUACCUUUCAUACGGACUUAUUAAGAAAACUUUAUCUCAAUCACGUGCUAACAUACACACAAUAGGAUUUUUUUAGCUUUAGAGAACGCUUUUCUCUCAUGAGUUUUAAGUCAUUGAUAUCAUUUUAAUAAUAAUGUUUGCAUUAAAAAAUAUUUUUUUUAUAUAUUGCAAAACUGAAAAAAUAUACAUAUGUAUGUACAUAUAUGUAUAUUACAGAUAUAUUAUCUAAUCGCUUGAAAAUAUAUAGUGCUAAAUAAAUAAUGUAAAAUCCUGUUUGCUAACAUGUACGAUGUAUCAAAAGUUGCGUACUUUGAACAAUACUUUGACAGCUAUGUCAAAUUUGGGUAAUGUUUGAGUUUUCGCAAAGGCCCCAUUAUAUGAAUAAAGGUUUUACUUUUCUUCAAAUUAAACAAUUUUAUUAAACACUUAUAAGAAUAUAUUAAAUAGGGACUCUUCUCUACGUAUUUAAUUUGCAUUCUUAUAAAUGUUUAAAAAAAUAUAUUUUGUUACACUAUAAUAUAAAAUAUACUUUAUUACUCUAUAACAUAAUAAUAUUAUAAUAUAUAAUUUGAUAUAUAAUAAAUGUAAUAUUGAUUGAUUUUGACUUUAGUGUGUGUGUGUGUGUGUGUGUGCAUUUAAUAUAUCAUGGACAUUUCGUUCCUCUCUAACCUUAUAAGAAUAUAUUAAAUACGUAGAGAAGAGUCUCUACGUAUUUAAUAUAUUUUUAUAGAGAGAGAGAGAUUCUUAUAGUGUUAGAGAAGAACGAAAUGUCCGCACGGAAAAAAAAGUUUAGUUGAAUUAACCAAAUAUCUGGUCGAAUAUGAACGAUUCAGAAAUUUCGAUUGAAGUAACCCGAAUUCUGUUUAAGUCAACUAAAAAUCUUGUUAACACACAUUAAAAUCAAUCAAUAUUACAUUUAUUAUAUAUCAAGUUAUAUAUUAUAAUAUUAUUAUGUUAUAGUGUAAUAAAGUAUAUAUUUUUUUAAAUAGUGUAUUAAGUUAGUCUUUGUGGUAGGUGUGUUUGAAUGAAAAGAUAUCAAUUUCAUAUAGUUUAUGAAGUAGCAUUAAGAACAUUAUUUAAAAUCACACAUUGUAGUUCAAGAACUUGGACAUGAUUGGGAUCACGCUUGAAUCCAACAAAGCAGAUAAAGUGUUAAAAGAUCUAUAAUAACAAAAUUUAAAGCAGAAUUCUAUUCUAUGUCUGUAGAUGUGCUUCUGUAAAUGUCUGUAGAUGUACUUCUUCAAUAUCUGCAAAUGUUUUCUUACAGAAUUCUGCUCUGAAUUGUCUCACAUAUUAUAGAUCACUUAAAAUAGGCAUCUCAAUAACAAAUUUUUUCAAAACGUUUGAGACAGAUAACUAUUUUUAUUUAAAUAUUUAUUUCAACUCUAAAUCUAACAAUGAAUCUGUAAUUAAUAAAAAGUAUGCAACUUAUGAUACACUCCGUAUAUGUAUAUAUCUUUGGCAAAGUAUAUAAAUUAAAGGACUAACAUGCUAUAUAUGUAUAUUCGCAGCAUACAUGUAGAAAUCGUCCAGAAUAUUUUCCUCUUAUACAUAUAGGAUGUGACUAUUAGCUCUAACGGAUAACUUGUGUAUACAAAUAAAUACCUCAAGAUUGUUUACACGGCUCAUCGCAUGAUUCAAUUUGUUGUUUAAAUUGAAAUUUUAAGUUUCGAAAACGCGUAGUGAUGACAAUAUAUUGUGCAUAUACGCUAUAUGAGACUUACGAUUGUGAUGAUUACUAAUCGUUACACAGUUACAUAACAAGCGUAUAUAAUUGUUGGCGUAAAAAAUCUUUCUACUAUCACGCAACCUAAUUCGCUUGAUGGUAACACUCUCAACUGUAUAUGACAAUAGAUUUGCGUGAUCUUUAAUGACGAUGGUAACUUUUUACAAACCAUCUUUUGAUAUUGCCAAAUUGCGUUUAGUGUAAUAUUUCAGGAAAAUGUCUAAUUCAUUCAAACCUUUAACACAUUUCCGAGUGUGAAAAUAUACAACAUAAUAUAUCCAUUACAUAAUCUGAACAUUUCUAAUACGUGCAGGUUGAAAUAUGUCUUAAAUAAUACACGACGAAACCGGUGAAAUGCGCUUAACUAUUACUUGAUAUCUAUUAGUGUCGCUCGCAUUUCCCUGUUUGUGUUUUCCUUUCUUACGCAUUUGCGACGUCUACGUAACGACGAAAAUGUUGAAAUGCUCUUUCUAAAAUAGAGAUAAUUUUUGAAAGGGAAACAUUCAAUAUAUCUCGUGUAUUUUAAAAAGAUACUAUUAUUGCAAAUUGAUCCCAUGAUUUUACAUUGGUUUGUAAACUAAUUCGUAAUCUUUUCUCAACACGUAACUAUUUAUUAAGCAAAAAAUGCUAUUUCUAUGCUGUUUCUGCCGCAAAUUUGUCACAUUAUACAUACAAAUUACUUUUACAUCAUAGGGAUCACAUUUGCAUUGAUAUAUUAUUCUAUAUCUAAUAUCAAUCUACAUCGCAUAAGAAACUAAUGUAUUUUUUCUUCUUUUGUAUAUUGGAUUGGAUUGUAACACAAUGAAUGAAAAACUGAAAUCAA
Messenger RNA from Odontomachus brunneus, 4374 nucleotides. RefSeq names its product serine/arginine-rich splicing factor 1A (gene SF2). Gene Ontology annotation, cellular component: cytoplasm; nucleus; ribonucleoprotein complex. The record is from RefSeq and is a predicted model, not a curated record. Bases 260 to 1006 code for a protein of 248 amino acids. The transcript has 3 exons. Gene Ontology annotation, molecular function: mRNA binding. Lineage: Eukaryota; Metazoa; Arthropoda; Insecta; Hymenoptera; Formicidae.